This is a messenger RNA of Hypoxylon fragiforme, 2522 nucleotides long. RefSeq lists its product as uncharacterized. The record is from RefSeq and is a predicted model, not a curated record. Gene Ontology annotation, cellular component: cytoplasm. Bases 160 to 2376 code for a protein of 738 amino acids. Gene Ontology annotation, biological process: signal transduction; regulation of GTPase activity. The transcript is spliced from 3 exons. Lineage: Eukaryota; Fungi; Ascomycota; Sordariomycetes; Xylariales; Hypoxylaceae.
GAUACCUGCUUGUUUCCUGAUAUAGCAUUCCAUCGCGCACGACUUAAUUUAUUCUCCUGCGGUAGAGAGCGAAUCAAGCUCCUCCCUGCUAUCCCCCGAUCUGAUUCGUCUGUUUAACUGGAGGUCGAUAAAGGGGGGAGGAAACACAUACCAUCCAUAAUGCGCCGAAAGCCAGUUCCCAACCCGCUGUCUUUUGCUGCUGACCAGACGGAUUCCUUGGGCGAACAAUCCUCUGCCGAUGCCCGCGCCCAUAAGUAUCCCGAUCCUCAUGCCCCAGGAGCUGACAGACCAAGACCGAGACCAAGCCCGAGCCCGAGUCCACGUCCAACACCGAGCAGCGAAGCAACACUUCAAGUAACCUCGCAAGUAACCUCGCCAACCUCUUCCAAGUCGUCCAGGUCUCCUCGCUCCCCCUUUGGUAAAUACGGUCCUGUUCCGAGUACCGUUCCGGCCACAAGCACCACAGGUCCCGCGAGCACCAACCAUAGCGCAAACACCACUACGACUAGGAGGCCCCCGCCACAACAUCAUCUGCCUUAUCCUGCCGAUACAGUGCCACCGUUGCAGUCCCCUGAUGACGUGCAAGUUGCCAAUCACCGCCGACACCAUUCUCCUCAACGCCGCGAACCAGAAUAUCGACCCCCAACGCACUCUUCUACGUACAACCCGGCAUCGACCGCCCGCGACACAACAUCGCGUCCCGAAGGCGAGAAACAUGCAAGAAGCACUAGUCGCUUUUUCAACUUUGGUAAGACAUCGAAAUCUUCAAAUCACCUAUACCAUACCCACGCAGAAAGUGCGAGCACAAAUGAAGCCAUGUCCCGUGGCGUAGAAAAUACCACCAUUCCGGAUAGGGUCCCGAGUAAAAAUUCUAAACAUUCAGACCUCUCAGUUGCCGACUCCUCAGCCCAGAGAUCGGUGGCCUCUUUGCCAUCUAAAUCUGAGGUUUCAUUGACGUCUGCUGGAGAGUACGAGACAGCUGCUUCUAAGAAGAACAAGCCAAACCCUUUCACCAUCCUAGGUCGUAACAGGUCAUUCAAGGAUAAUGAUAUCAAUGGUCCCAAAGAGUCCAUCACAAUCAAGCUGAAUGAACCUGAGCGAGAUACGAACGUGCAACCUUUGAGGACGGCUCCUAUGAACACUGAUGGCUAUGAUAGGUCCUUUGGGCAUAUGAUGAAUUCAACACCACGGAAUCAUUCUGCCGACCGCGCGCUUCCCAGCCACAGAACAGCGAACAAAGACCACCGACACGAUAAAGACUAUAAUAGGCCUCAUCCUCCCGUCAAGGAAAAUAAUAAUGCUGGUUCCACAUUUUUCAACGGCUUGAGAAGUUCUGGAAGUCGAGCGGCAGAUAUGAUCAGCAAAGGAUUAUUCGGAAGGGGUGUUCGUAGUGCUAGUACGUCGGACAAAGACUUGAUUGAUGAUGAACAUUACGUCCUGAAGGUUAUCAACCUACCACUGGUCGAACAAACACGGUUAACAAGGAUAUCCAAACGACUGGAAGAUUCCCGAGACAAGACGGAGUUUUGGAUGCCAGCUUUUCCAUGGCGCGCGAUCGACUAUCUAAACCUUAAGGGAACGGAUGUCGAAGGUCUCUAUCGUGUUCCUGGGAGCGGACCUCAGAUCAAAAAAUGGCAAAGGAAGUUUGACGAAGAAUACGACGUCGACCUUUUUGCCCAAGAGGAUCUGUACGAUAUCAAUAUCAUCGGUUCCAUGUUUAAGGCUUGGCUUCGUGAACUCCCCGACGAAUUAUUCCCGAAAGAGGCCCAGGAACGAAUCUCCCGACAGUGCGCCGGGGCGCAAGAAGUCCCACAGUUAUUGGUUGAAGAGCUUUCUAACUUAUCGCCUUUCAACUAUUACCUCCUGUUCGCUAUCACGUGUCAUCUUAGCUUACUCCUCGCACACUCCGACAAGAACAAGAUGGAUUUCCGCAACUUAUGCAUAUGCUUUCAACCCUGCAUGAAAAUCGACGCAUUUUGUUUCAAAUUUCUGGUCUGUGAUUGGAGAAAGUGUUGGCAAGGGUGUCAAAACGAAGCCAAAUAUAUCGAGGAGGAAUAUCAACUAUUCCAACAACCGCUGCCUCAAGGGCUAAGUUCGGUGGAAUCCCGGAGCUAUGCCGGAAGUGAAACUCAUGACGACCGGAAUUUGUCCUCGUCGGAUAGUAGUAAGCCCUCAGCAGCCCCUACCCAACAACAGGACGGGAAACUAAAAAAGAAAACGGGGACAACGGGCCAAUCGAAUGGUAUGACGCCUAAUUACUCGACUGGUUCGACCCUGACAGUUAGUGGCGAGCACGAUACACCGCGACAUCGAUCUGGAGAGCGAAAUAUAAGGCCGCUUUCACCGAUCAAGCCUCUAUCCCCUAUGAAUUUUUGAACGCCCAUUUCGGCCACGGUGCACGCAGUUGGAGGUAGGGUGGGUUUCAGUCGCGAUCUGGUGAUACCUUUUUUUGUCUUGAUAAUACCCCCGGAGAAGAACUUGGUGGAUAUGACGGCAUUUGGCCUGGAGGUGUUGUGACGAUA